UGGUGAUCUUCAUCAUCAUCAUUAUCAACAAUCACAACAUUUUGGUCAUUAUCAGCAACAAUAUCAACAAUAUUUGACAUUACCAACGAAUUAUCCAUAUAGUGGCCACCAAAAUCAUCAUUAUCACCAGCAGCAGCAACAUUGUCCUUCGAGUCAUUGUCAUCAUCGAUUAUUAAAUUGUGAGAAAGAUAUCUUCAACAACAAUCGAUAUAUGAUGGCAAACAAUGAUGAUGAUGAUUAUUCCAUGAUGGAUGUUUCUGGAGAUAAUAGUGGUAGUGGUGAAGAUAUCAAUGAUCAUAACCAUGAAAAUAUUGAAUCUUUUAUUAGUCACCAUCAUCAUCAAGAAUCGAAUCAAAUGAUAAUUCCAAUAAUCGAUAAUGAUUGUCGUAGUAGUGGUGGUGAUGGCGGUACUUGUGGUGGUUGUAAUCAUCGCCAUCCUCAUGAUCAGGAUCAAGGAGCCAUUAAUAAAUAUCAACGACGCCAACCAAUUAACACUGGUAAUACUAUGAAUACCACUACUACUACAACAACAACAACAACUAGAUGUAUUACAAAUGAUGAUAAUGGUAUUAGUAGAAGUAGUAGUAAUAGUAAUAGUAAUAGUGGUUGGUGGUGGUAA
Dermatophagoides farinae (American house dust mite) is the source of this 619-nucleotide messenger RNA. NCBI's taxonomy places the organism in Eukaryota, Metazoa, Arthropoda, Arachnida, Sarcoptiformes, Pyroglyphidae. The record is from RefSeq and is a predicted model, not a curated record.